CUGCACGUCCAACGGAUGAUAGAUAGCGCAUAAAACCUCCAUCAAUUCAUUAGGGUUUGCAGCAGCGGGCUCUCUGUCUCCCUUCCGUAUAAAUUCAGCGCUCCACGGUUUACCCUUUCCUCGCCCCAUUUCCUCCUCCUCCUCUUGUCCAUUUCUUCUUCUCCGUGCUCCCUGUGGUGCUGUCAAGGAGAGAUAUGGCGGCGAAGAAGGCCAGAGUGACGAGCAGGAACCCGGAAUUGAUCCGGGGGAUCGGGAAGUACUCGCGGUCGAAGAUGUACCACAAGCGCGGGAUCUGGGCGAUCAAGGCCAAGUACGGCGGCGCAUUACCCCGCCACGAGCCCAAGGCGGCGCCGCCCAAGCCCACCGAGAAGCCCCCAAAGUUCUACCCCACCGACGACGUCAAGAUCCCCAUUCCGAAUCGCCGCAAGCCCAAGCCCACGAAGCUCAGGCCGAGCAUUACGCCCGGGACGGUGUUGAUUCUUCUCGCGGGGAGGUUUAUGGGGAAGCGAGUUGUCUUCUUGAAGCAGCUGCCUUCGGGAUUGCUCCUCGUUACUGCGUAUCAUAACUCU
This is a messenger RNA of Phoenix dactylifera (date palm), 569 nucleotides long. The record is from RefSeq and is a predicted model, not a curated record. Lineage: Eukaryota; Viridiplantae; Streptophyta; Magnoliopsida; Arecales; Arecaceae.